Messenger RNA from Benincasa hispida (wax gourd), 633 nucleotides. NCBI's taxonomy places the organism in Eukaryota, Viridiplantae, Streptophyta, Magnoliopsida, Cucurbitales, Cucurbitaceae. The record is from RefSeq and is a predicted model, not a curated record.
CGAUCGUGUAGAAUCGAUCGAGCUAAACGAUCGCAUAGCUUUAUCUAAACGAUUGGGCAUCGACCUAUACGAUAGGUCUCUGACUUCCCCCACUUGUCCAGUCGUGUACACGAUCUGUAUUUCCUUCAUUCGUCUACCUCACACCAAGUCUGAACAGAGCCCACCCUCUGGAUUCUCACACUGAGAAUACUAAGGUCGCCUUAUUGGUGGUGUCAGACUCAACUCGACACCGUCGAGGUUUUUCGGAGGUCGUUCGUGGUGUUGCGGAGGCCGUUCGCUGUUGCGGAGGAGAUCAUGAUCGAGAAGAUCGUUGAGGACGAAUGCGAAAUGUUCGUGCGGUGUUGCGGUCAUGUAGAUCGGGUGCUCGUGGUUACUGUGAUCGAUCAGAGUCGCGCAUCAGAACAUGAAGACGUUUCUGUAUAUGAUUCCGAUUUCCUUCAACAACUCACUCAAGAUUUAGGUUAUGUCACCUAUGGUCAUCCUGGUGAAAUCUGCAUGGGUGAGAGUGACUUAACAUCGUCGCUCAAUAAGUCACCAAAUCCCACCAUCCCGUUCUAUGGCCAGAGAAUAGUCGAGAAGACCCUCGUGGUGGUUCACAGUUGAUUCAUUGAGAAGAUUGGAACAUAAUUGGUG